ACGAUGCGGGAAAAGGGCAGUUAAGGAGGGAAAAUUUUCAAAAAUGAAAGACGGGGGGAGCCGAGAGGGUAAUUUAUUUAAUUAAUUUAUAAAUAAGGUGUUCGAAUCAAAUUUCAAAUGAGAUAGAGAGAGAGAUGAAGAGAAUAAUGGAAACGGAAGAGGAAGAGGCGGAGUUCCUGUCGGCAGUGGAGGCUGCUGAAUCAUUUGCCAAGCGCCGUAAACCUAACCAAGACGAAACGGAGGGAGCCUACACUGCUGCCCUCAAAGGGAGCAAAAGCCGUUUCUGGCAACACAUUAACCCCCUUAAUACCUGGCAGUGCAAGAGCAGAGUUGCUGCUUCAGCUGCAGCGGGAUCAGAUUCAGAGAAGACUUGCCCCUGCGGCUCCGGUCCCUGUUUGAUUCUCACUGCUCAUACUGAAAGGAAUCGCGGCCGCAUGUUCUAUAAAUGUCCUCUCCGACAGGAAAAUGGAGGCUGUGGUUUUUUCUUGUGGUGUGACAAUGACAUUGCCUCCCAAACUAAUAACAUUCCUAUGCCUACCAAGGUAAGUUCUGGGGGUUCCUUCCAAUCAUGCAAUGAUCACAAUGUAUCAACUGCUCCUCUAGUUAGCGCUUCUAAAGGCUACUGCAAUAUGAAUGAUCGAAGCAACAACGCCUAUACCAUAAGAACCGGAUCUUCAUGCUUCAAAUGUGGAAAGGAUGGGCACUGGGCUAAAGAUUGUCAUGUUUCUUCAUCAGAUUCUCCUGCUGAAUUUGGAGGAAAGCCUGCUAAAUCUGGCACAUGCUAUAAAUGCGGUAAGCCUGGGCACUGGGCCAGGGAUUGCACCUCCAAGAAUGCCGGAAAUAGCUCUAAGUCAGUGUCAAAUUUGGCAAGUUAUUAGUUGACUGCAAAUUCCAAACAUUUCAAGACUACCAGUCUACCACCUGAUGUGUGCUUUGCGCCUUGCCCGACAAACAAGGUGUUUUCUUUUUCCACAUAUCAUGGCCUAGUAUAUAUAUUUUCAGCUCGGAAGUCUAUAGAAAGUAAAUAGGGUAAAUCAAACAUUUUGUUAAGUCUUCUAAUUGAAUAUUAUAUUCUGUUCAUUUUUCUAAUAUUUACCAACCCUUAUUAAUGUUUA
Molecule: messenger RNA, 1115 nt
Organism: Gossypium arboreum
Lineage: Eukaryota; Viridiplantae; Streptophyta; Magnoliopsida; Malvales; Malvaceae
Exons: 3
Coding region: 135-878 (247 amino acids)
Molecular function (GO): zinc ion binding; nucleic acid binding
Source: RefSeq, a predicted model, not a curated record